GGUCAGGCCUGUUUCUAGGCAGCCAUUUUGAGAACAGUUCUGCCUCACAGAACUCAAAGUUUUGCUACUCACAACUAACCAGUGUGAAGCUUGCCCUUAGCAACAACAAGCCCGUAGUAUGAAAAACUGGAGUAAGAUAUUCAAAAGAGGAGACCCUGAGAAUGUGGAUAGGGACUCCUCUUCGAAGACAAACUCUGUCAACAGUGCUCAAGGGGAGUUGGAGGGUACUCUAAAGGACAGGCUGAGGACUCUUGUCCCCCCAUCGUGGGGCAGUAUUCUCCGGAAAUGGAGGAAAGGUGGAGCAGACUCGAACCUGGGCUCCACGGGGGUCACGAUUGUCCCCAACGGGACCAGGGUGAGUCCACCCGUCAGCCCCAUAUGGGACAGGAGGCACUGGGACACUCAGGACUCCCUGGAGACCUCCAGCAAGGGUUCUCACAAGCCCGUGUUGAGAGACAGCCCCGUGGACAACGACCUGCUCCUUUACCUCCCAGAGGAAUCCGAGCUGACCAGCAUCCACCCGGCGGAGUACUAUGCAGAGAAGCUCGAGGUCUACAAGCUGAAGUACUCCUACCUGAAAUCCUGGCCGGGGUUACUCAGGCUCCUGGCUGGACUCGAGCUCCUCUUCGGUGGUUUGGUCCUUGCCUGUGUCUGUGCCUACAUCUACAAGGACAGCGAGUGGUCGAACGCCUUCGGGCUGUACGGCGGUGGACUGAGCACACCGGGUUACACCUACAAGGGACCCAUGACUCUGUUCGUUUUGGCGGUGGUGGGUCUGGCGUGGAUCGUGACCGUCAUCCUGCUGGUGAUGGGGCUGACGAUGUACUACCGCACCAUCCUGCUGGAUUCCCCCUGGUGGCCCCUCACCGAGGGCAUCGUCAACGUGGCCCUGUUCCUCCUCUACAUGGCGUCCGGCAUCGUGUACCUGAACGACCUCAACCGCGGGGGACUGUGUUACAUGACCAUCGGCAUUAACCCCAUGAUGUCCAGCCUGUGUCGGGUGGCCGGGGGUCAGAUGGCCGCCGCGGCCUUCCUCUUCAUCAACAUGCUGAUCUACCUCAUCGGCUUCGUGGUGUGCUUGAAGAUGUGGAGGCACGAGGCGGCCCGCCUGGAGAGGGAGGCCUUCCCGAACCAGGAGCAUCUGAGACCCAUCCCUUUGGCCCAGAGAAAACCUCUCAACCCACAGACAAAGAGAAUUGUGUUUGAGGAUGAGAUGGACAGCUCACUGAGGGCAGCCAAACCCAUCCACAUCACAGCGUUUCCUCAAGAGGAGCCAGGCACUCGGAACAGAGCCAUACCCACAGGGUACGCCCAGAGGCCCAGAGUCAUCGCAGAUUAUGUCAUGAAAUACCCAGAAAUCACCUCUUUCGAGGACAGGGAGAAAUACAAAGCUGUCUUUAAUGACCAGUAUCAGGAGUACAAGGACCUUCACAGAGACAUUGGUGCCACACUCAUGAAGUUCAGCAAGCUGGACGCCAUGAUGGGUAAACUCGUCAAAGAUGGUGGCAGUCUUGAGGAGCAGAAGAGAAUCCAGCAAAUUUUAAAGAAGUAUGAGCAGAAGAAGAAUGACACCGGCUUCCUGGAGAAGAAGGAACGAUGUGACUAUCUGAAAGCAAAAUUAAGCCAUAUCAAGAACAGGAUCCGGGAUUUCGACCUGGAGAGCUUGGCAAAGAGUCGGAAGUGAAGGAAUAGUGCUUAAAGGGAAAAGGGGGCCAUUCGUAUUCUGUUCCUGCCACAUCUUUGAUUGUCUUUCUCUGGGAGAUUGUUAUGCCAGCACUUACUGUGUCUUGGGUGUGUUGAUGAUUUAGAUUUUUGUAUAAAGUCUGUAUAAAUCAGUAAUUGUGUAUUCCCCUUACUUCCCUGCAAAGAACAUGUCGUUGCUCAUUGUUAGGAUGUCCCUGGAAGGUCAGAAGGUUGUGUUAUAAUCCUCUGGAUGUAUAUUGGAGGUCCUAUGUUUGCAGGGCUGCUACACUGUAGGCUACAAUAUUGUUGUAAAAGAUUGUGCAGUUGUAAUGAAUCCUUGGGACACACAUUUUGAUAAGAUGUAAAUGUUUGUUAGUUUUUUUGCUAGUUCUUCACAGUAGAAUACUUGGCCUCAAAAUACUGCAGGUGAGUUUUGCUCAUGGAUUGAAUGCACCCAUAAACCAACACAGAUUGCAAUUGUGUUAUACCUUUGGACUUCCACAUUGCAUUGGGUAAAACUGUAUUUACAAGAAUAUACACUAUCAAUUUGUUGGAGAGCUUUUAUUAAAUUUUUGUAUUUUCCUAGUGUGAAGAAACAGGUAUAAUAUUAUUUUUAUAUUAAAAGUCAAAUGUUACU
This is a messenger RNA of Esox lucius (northern pike), 2320 nucleotides long. RefSeq names its product occludin/ELL domain containing 1 (gene marveld2l). The transcript has 6 exons. Lineage: Eukaryota; Metazoa; Chordata; Actinopteri; Esociformes; Esocidae. Gene Ontology annotation, cellular component: apical plasma membrane; bicellular tight junction; cytoplasmic vesicle. Bases 119 to 1684 code for a protein of 521 amino acids. Gene Ontology annotation, biological process: bicellular tight junction assembly. The record is from RefSeq and is a predicted model, not a curated record.